Colletotrichum destructivum is the source of this 6199-nucleotide messenger RNA. Its product is annotated as Putative Acyl transferase domain superfamily, phosphopantetheine binding ACP domain, thiolase. Gene Ontology annotation, molecular function: phosphopantetheine binding; fatty acid synthase activity; 3-oxoacyl-[acyl-carrier-protein] synthase activity. The transcript is spliced from 6 exons. Bases 130 to 6033 code for a protein of 1967 amino acids. Gene Ontology annotation, biological process: fatty acid biosynthetic process; secondary metabolite biosynthetic process. The record is from RefSeq and is a predicted model, not a curated record. NCBI's taxonomy places the organism in Eukaryota, Fungi, Ascomycota, Sordariomycetes, Glomerellales, Glomerellaceae.
UGUUCAUCCCACCGCAAUUACCGCAACCCACCGGAAUCACACAUUACCCCUUCUCCUUUUUCUUUAUACUCUCUCCCUGCAGAAUUUUGACAGCUUUACACAGUCAAUCUGCAUCAAAAGCCUAAUAACAUGUCCUUCAAGUCUGGCGGAGCUACGCCGUCGUCCGACAUGGACACGUCGGACCCCAUCGCCAUCGUGGGCAUGGCCGUGAGGCUACCCGGCGGCGUGCGCAACACCGAGGACUUUUGGAACCUCAUGAUGGACAAGAAGAGCGGCCUCAUCCCCAUCCCCAAGGAGAGGUGGAACAGCGAGGGCUUCUACAGCCCCGUGGCGAAAUGGGGCACCGUCCAAAACAAGGAGGCGUACAUGUUCAGCCAGGCCGACAACGACCUCACCAAGUUCGACGCGUCCUACUUCACGUGCGGCGAGAAGGAGAUUGAGCGCAUGGAUCCCAUGCAGAGGCAGCUGUUGGAGAUUGCACGCGAGUGUCUCGACAACGCCGGCGAGACCAACUGGCGCGGCGAAGAGAUCGGUUGCUACGUCGGCAACUUCUCGUCAGACUGGCAGGACGACUUGUCCAUGGACCCCCACGCCUCUGGUCUGUACCGUGGCUCGGGAUAUCUCGACUUCUUACAGCCCAACCGGGUCUCUUAUGAGUACGGCUGGACAGGUCCGAGCAUGCUCGUCAAGACCGGGUGCUCAUCUUCCAUGGUGGCCCUGCACUUGGCUACCGAAGCCGUUCAGAACGGUGCUUGCAAGUCGGCCAUGGCCUUGGGCUGCAACCUCAUCACCUCAGUCAUCACCUCCAUCGUCUUCACAGAAACCGGCGUGCUGUCGCCAAGCGGCAAGUGCAAGACGUUUGACUUGUUAGCCGACGGUUACGGCCGCGGCGAGGCCGUCAACGCCGUGUAUGUGAAGAGGCUGAGCGACGCCCUGAGAGACGGCAACCCGGUGCGGGCCAUCAUCCGGGCGAGCGCAACCAACAACGACGGUCGCUCCAACGGCAUCAUGAGCCCCAACACGUACCUGCAGGAGGCACUGAUUAGGAAGACGUACGAGAAAGCCGGCGUCCCGUUCAACAAGACGGCCUUCUUCGAGUGCCACGGCACAGGGACGCCCACGGGUGAUCCGCUUGAGGUGGCGGCCGUUGCGCGAAUCUGGAAGGACAACGAAGGGGUCAUGAUCGGCGCUGUCAAACCAAACGUCGGCCACUCCGAAGGUGCUGCUGGCCUGACCAGUGUGAUCAAAGCGGUCCUUGCCCUGGAAAACAGGGUGAUCCCGCCCAACAUUUACAUGGAUAACCCCAACCCGAGAAUCCCAUGGGAAGAAGCGAAGCUGUCCGUCCCGACGGAGCCGACGUCUUGGCCGGAAAACCGCGAUGAGCGUAUCAGUGUCAACUCGUUUGGUGUUGCCGGCUCCAACGCACAUGUCAUUCUCGAGUCUUUUGAGGGAUGGCAGAAGCUCCAAGAUGAUGCCAGCUCCAUCAGCUCCGACUCGGGCGUCAGCGUCCGGUCUCCGGGCCAGCGUCUGCUGCUGUUCUCCGCCAGCCACAUGACUUCCCUCGAGAAGCAGGUGGAACAGCACAGAGAGUACCUCCGUAAGAAGAACACCGACGUGGACGAUCUCGCCUACACGCUCGGCCACCACCGAGACCACCUGAGCUGCCGGGCCUACGCCAUCGCCAACGAGGACGGCGUCUUCGACCCCAGCAGCUUCAAGAGGAAGCCCGCCGUCUCCCGCCGCCUAGUCCUGGCAUUCACCGGCCAGGGAGUCCACUGGGGCGGCAUGGGCAAGCGUCUGAUCGAGAGCAACGACGUCUUCCGCAGCACCAUCUCCCGCCUCGACGUCUGGCUCCAGUCGCUGCCCGAGAGCCACAGGCCGUCCUGGACCCUGGAAAAAGAGCUCUCGCUCGACGAUGCCUCCAGCAGGGUGGGCCAGCGUGGGUACUCUCACCCAUGCGCCACGGCCGUCCAGAUCGCGCUGGUCGAUGUCCUCGCAAGCCUCGGCAUCCGCCCCGAUGCUGUGACGGGCCAUUCUGGCGGAGAAGCUGCCGCCGCAUACGCCGCUGGCAGCAUCUCCGCCGAGGCCGCCAUGGCCGUAGCCUACUUCCGCGGCUGGCUCUUGGUCAACGGCACCGUUCCUCCGGGGACCAUGGCUGCCGUCAGUCUCGGCCCCAGGGAGGUCGAGCCCUUCCUGAUCCCCGGCGUGGUCGUGGGCUGCGAGAAUAGUCAGUUGAGCACCACCCUGUCGGGUGAUCCCGUCUGCAUCCAACACUGCAUCGACCAGAUCAUGCGCCGCCAUCCCGACGUCAAGGCCAGGGUCCUCAACCUGGAGACCUCGUUCCACUCUCCCUGGAUCGAGCCCCUCGCCGGUCCGUACGAAGAGCUGUUGAAGCCGCACCUCGCCGACGCCAAAGCACCGACCGUCCCUCACUUCUCCAGCGUGACCGGCCUGGAGAUGACGGGAGACGAGUUCGGGGCCAACUACUGGCGCCGCAACUUUGUCCAGCCCGUCUUGUUCAACACGGCGGUGCGGACCCUGGUGAAGAGCAACCCCAACAACCUCUUCAUCGAGGUCGGCCCGCACCCGGCGUUGCAGCGGCCCGUCAACGAGAUCUUGAGGAGCAUCCCCGAGGCCGCCUGCGAGUACAUCACAACCCUCCAUCGGGCCGAGGACACCAACCUGUCGAUGCUGCGACUUGCCGGCGAGCUCUUUGUGCAAGGAGCCCCGGUAGAUAUGGCUUCUGUUAUACCCAAGGGCAGAGUUUUGACCGAUCUGCCCACGUACCCCUGGAUGCACGACGUCACUUACAUGGACGAGCCUCGCAACCCUUCCCGCUACAAGCAGAGGAAACACACCAGGCACGUUCUCCUGGGCGCCAGAGUGCUCGAAGGCAACGACAUCGAGCCCGCGUGGAGAAACAUGCUCGAUCUCAAGGAGGUCCCUUGGCUCAUGGACCACAUCGUGAACGGCCAGAUCGUGUUCCCGGGCGCCGGCUACAUGGCCAUUGCCGGAGAGGCAAUGCGCCAGGUUGCCAACGGCCAGGACGCGUACACCAUCCGUGACAUGUCCAUCACCACCGGCAUGACGGUUCCCAAGGAGAAGAAGAUGGAGCUGUACACCCGCUUGAUCCCCGAGGACAAGCCCUCUCCCGAGGGGCAGUGGUAUCACUUCAAGAUCAUGUCCUAUGACGGCUACCACUGGGUCACCCACUGCUCCGGCUUCGUCCGCUCCGGCGCAGAGGCAGACAAGACCACCGUGACCAGCGCCCAGGCCGAGCAGGAGUUCGCUCGGGAGAUCGAGGCUGAGGGCUGGUAUAAGGCCGUCAAGGCCGUCGGCAUCGACUGGCAGACCGCCUUCCAAGGACUCGACCAGAUCACCGCGAACCCGGUCAGACGCGAGGCCACGGCAACCGUCUACGACUUUGAGGAUACGACGCACUACGCCGCCCAUCCUACCCUGCUGGACCAGAUGCUCCAGAUCAACCUCGUGGCCCAGACCCACGGUCAGAAGAGACGUCUUGACAGCAUUCUGCUGCCCACCUUCAUCUCUCGUCUGGGUGUCCUCGGUAACCAGGAUCUCUGCAUGAGGGCAUACGGCAGCAUCAGCGAAGCACCCGAGGGCAUGACUGCAAAUGCUGCCAUCUUCACGGACGAGGGCCGGCCGACGGUGUACUUGGAAGGCCUCUCUUACUCUGAGCUGCCUGUCGCCAAGCGCGAAGAGGUCCCGCUCGGGUCCACGUUCGAGUGGAAGAAGGACAUCACCAUGAUCGACUCUGUAUCCGAGAUCCAGAGCAGCACAUCAGAUGCGUCCGAGGAGCUUCGCGAUGCCAUUGGGCUCCUCGGCUUCAAGACGCCUGACGCAAAGGUCAUCGAGAUCGGCUCAGGAGAGACUGGAGUUACCCGCAUUGCUCUCGAGGCCUUGCAACCGGCGCGCCACAAGCGGUUGUACAACAGCUACACCUAUGUCUGCACGUCGGAGGAGCAGCUCGAAGAAGCCACGGCCGCAGUCAGUGCCCUGGAGAAGGAAGACGUGUCCGUUAUCGAUCUGGAACAGCUCUCCCUCUGCCACACUCCCGACGUCGUGGUGCUGUCUCUCUCGACGCUCUUGUCGGAUGACCGGUACCUGCAGGACGACUUGACAGAGUUGAAGACCAUGCAAACUGCCGGCAGCCGACUCAUUGUGCACAGCCAUGACGACUGUGUCAUGGGCUCCAACGACAACGUCGACAAGGUGGCCAAGAGGCUGCAGUCGCUGGGUUACACUCUUCAUUCCAAGACCAAGUCAGGGCUCAUUCUCGCCGAGCCAACCAAGCGUGUAAGUCUCGAACAAGACAACACCACAGUCACCAUUCUUGCACGCAGCACCCCUGGAGGCCGGACCGUUGCGGAAGAGGUCCAGUCGUACUUCCAGGCCAAGGGAUUCAAGACACAAAUCUCCUCCGCCCAGCUGGUUCCGUCCGACGGCUCCCUCGUCAUCUCGCUGCUCGACCUCACGGACAACAUAGUCUACGAUCUCGAGCCCCAGACCUUCAGGCCUUUCAUGGAUAGCCUAUGCAACCUACGCGGCUCCCUCAUCUGGGUCAUCCCCUCCGUCCACGGCGACUGCAAGGACGCCCGCCCCGCCAUGAUCCAAGGCACGGCCCGGACUGUUCGUAUGGAGAACAAGGCGGACAUCACCCUCGUCGAAGCGGACGAUCUCCCCGCCACCCGCACGGGUCUUCCCGAUGCGCUCUUCAAGAUCUGCCAGAGCCUCCCGAACCGACGGAAGGGCGGGGACCUCGACGCGGACUACGACUACGCCAUCAUGGACGGCAACGUCCACAUCCCUCGCAUGUACUGGUUUGGGUUCUCCGAGCCGGACGUCAGCAAAGCGCUGCCCGCGGCCCGAGAGACGCCCAUGUUUCGGGACGACGCCUCCUAUCUCCUCGUGGGAGGGUUUGGCGGGCUCGGCCGCUCCGUAGCGACUUGGCUGCUCGAGCACGGCGCCCGUAACCUCGUGUUCCUAUCGCGGUCCGCCAAGAACCCCGAUAACGAGUCGUUCGUGAGAGAGCUGGAGAGCUAUCCCGGCUGCGUCGUCACAUCGGUGUCGGGAGACGUCGGCAACGCGGAGGACGUGCUCAAAGCCAUCAGCAGCGCGCCGAAGCCGGUUGCGGGAGUCCUUCAGCUGUCGCUGGUCCUCAAGGACAACUCCACUGCCGAGAUGACCUGGGAAGAAUGGAACGGCGUGGUGAACCCCCGAGUCCGCGGCACGUGGAACGUUCACCAGGCUCUGUUGGACGCCCAGGUCCCACUCGACUUCUUCGUCAUCUUCGGGUCCGGAGGAGGCCACACCGGAUACUACGGCCAAGCCAAUUACAGCGCGUCCAACACAUACCUCGAUGCCUUUGUCGAGUACCGCCACCACCUCGGUCUUCCCGCCUCGAUCAUAGACCUCGGCGUAGUCGGUGACGUCGGCUACCUCCUGGAGCGCGACGACCUCUACGAGAACUUCAAGAACGGCGGGUUCUUCUUCCUUAAGGAGCAAGACGUCCUCGACUCCGCCGCCAUCGCGGUCGCCAACUCCUCCGGGGGCCCUUACAGCAGCUUCUGCCUGGGCGGCCUGUCGGAGAAGCCGCUCUCGGAUCCCACGAACCGCGUCAACUGGAAGCGCGACGUCCGCUUCGCCCAGUCCCACUACUUCCUCAAGUCAAAGACCGAGGCGGUCGGGGAGGCAAAGGAGAGCGACGAGGCGGAGACUUUCAUCUCGCUCGCCAGGUCCGAUCCUGCGACCCUCAGGGAUGGCGCGACUGUCAUGGGCCUCGCGCGCUUCAUCAGCGCAACGCUCAGUCAUCUCAUGCUCAGGCCGGUGGAGGACUUCCCCCUGACGGAGAGCUUGACCUCGAUCGGCUUGGACUCCAUCAUCUCCAUUGAGUUGGUCGACUGGAUUCACCAGCAGUUCCAUAUCGGCCUCACUUCUAUGGAGGUCACGCAGUGUACUUCUUUGAUGCAUCUCGCCGAGAAGAUUACAGAGGAGUUGAUUUCAUCGGUGUAGACUUGAGUUUGGUUGCAGAUGGCCUUGGUCUUGUUUGGCGUUGGAGGUCUGUUUUCUUAUCUGGCCCGAGGAGUUUAGGUUCACUGUUUGUAUGCUUUGCAGCCACAAGAUCUAUUUCCACAAUAUCACACGUAGAAGCUACUUUUUAUAUUCCUGUUGACAUUCC